AUGUACUCUACUGUUUGCAAGCAACAUGGAAAUUCUGAUGCUUCAAUAGCAUCCUUUAUAACAAUAGGAUUUGUUGGCCAACUUAUAGGCUGGUGGGAUCAUUAUCUCACUGAAUCUAAAAAAUUAGAGAUUCUUAAUCAUAAAAAAAUCGUUAAGAGCGAACCAAGAACUAGUACGAGCACUAUUGUGGCUACAACCACCACAGGAGAAGAAGAUGCAGUGUAUACACCGUGUCUCUCCAUCUUACAACAUUUUGUAGGAACCAAUGUCCCCAUUGGAGAAAAAAUCCAGACACUUCUCCAAAACCUUAGGUGUCCUUCUCUCACCCACUUUAGAUGGUAUAAGGAUACUUUUCUUUCAAUAGUUUAUCAAUUAAACAAUCCCAAUUCUUUGCACUGGAAAGCAAAAUUUAUUGAUGGAUUACCUCAUUUCUUUUUUGAGAAAGUUAGACAAUCCUUAAGACAGAAAAAUGAUGGGAUAAAUAUAAAUUAUUCAGAUCUUACUUAUGGUCAUAUAAUUAGCACUUGUGUUAAUGAAGGAUUAACUUUAUGUAAUGACAUAAAGCUUAGAAAUCAACUCAAAAAGCAAAAGCUCUCUGAAAAACACCAAAUUGGUGAAUUUUGUGAGCAAUUUGCUUUUGAUCUUGGAAAACCUCCAGAUAAUAAAAAGAAAAAAGGAAAAAUUUUCCGCAAUAAACCUUAUAGGGAUAAGCCAAAAAAUUCUUAUAAAAAUUCUUAUAAGAAUAAGAAAAGGGGUCACUACAAUAGAGGUAGACCUAAAGAAAAAUCUUUUGACCCUAAAGGUAAAAGAAAAGCCAAAAGGCUUGACAUAACAUGUCAUAAAUGUGGCAAACCUGGCCAUUAUGCCGACCAAUGUUGGACUGAAAAAGCUCUUAAUGAGAUAGAAAAUGAACAAUUACGUUCUCAAUUAGAGAAAGUUUUACUUCUCAAUUCUGAUUCUGAAGAUUACUCUUCAGAAGAAGAUAUUAAUAUGAUUUAUGAAUCUUCUUCUGACUGCUCUUCUGAAUCUUCUAACAAUAAUAAUUGUCAAUGCAAUCAAUUAGAUUACUGGAAAUCAAUAGUUGAUAUGAAUGGGUUAAACGUUUUAACCUCAGAACAUGAUGAAGCUAUAAAGCCUAUAGAGUCCAUUUCUGAUACAAAUCUUAAAAGAAAAAUGCUUGAGGUUCUAAUCCAAGAAAACUCUAGAAAAGAAUCCCCUGUUAUUACAGAAGUACCUUACCAAUUAAGUGAGAUUUUGUCUAGAUUUAGACAGUCUAACAUUCGUGAAACUCCUGUUUCUAUUAUGAAUUUAAAUAGAGAAAUAAAUCUCUUAAAAAAUUAG
Messenger RNA from Lathyrus sativus (Indian pea), 1341 nucleotides. NCBI's taxonomy places the organism in Eukaryota, Viridiplantae, Streptophyta, Magnoliopsida, Fabales, Fabaceae. The record is from the annotation of a GenBank genome assembly.